Fusarium sp. VM40 is the source of this 1734-nucleotide messenger RNA. NCBI's taxonomy places the organism in Eukaryota, Fungi, Ascomycota, Sordariomycetes, Hypocreales, Nectriaceae. The record is from the annotation of a GenBank genome assembly.
AUGGAUAGUAAACUUGAACUUCUGGAGCAAGAACUAAGAUCCAUCAAAGAAGCUGUGCAACCAAAGAGCAAUGCCAAUUCAACUCCAAUUUCUCAAACAAACAAUACAGUAUUCCCUAUGCAAAUAGACCGUACACCUUCAACUACUAAUGGCGCUACCUUCACAUCUUCAAACCACCUCCAACCCCCCCAGCAGCCCCAGCAGCCCCAGCAGCCCCAGCCUUUUGUCCCAUCAGCUCCAUUGCUCGAAAAGACAGAGGCCACAAAACCACGUAUAAUCAAUGGCCAGUUGGUAUCUGGCCAAGAUAUUGACUGGUACUUUGAAAGAUACCUAGAAUGCUUCCACCCAUAUCUACCAAUUCUGAGGAAGAAAGACCCUGACCAAUGUUUUGAGACAUCCCCGACUCUCUUCUGGACUAUCAUAUUCAUUGCUUGCCGUCGAUACGCCAAAGAUCAGUUGCUCGUCACCGCCCUGCUCAAUUCUCUCAACCAGGACAUUUGGAAAUUGCUCCAAGCUGUAGUUUUGGAUCUCGAGUCUAUUCAUGCCCUCUUGAUCAUAUGUUCCUGGCCAUUUCCAACUAUCAGGUUCGUGACGGACCCGUCACCCACAUACAUAGGUAGCGCCCUUAAUGGGUGCAUGCUGCUGGGUCUGCAUACCGGUCGAGGAUCCCACCCCAGCUUCUUAAUCGGCGGGCGUCAGCAUAUGGCCUGUACGGACUACGAAGCAUCGAUAACAUGGAUCUUCUGCUGCAUUCUAGCUCAAAGAGUUUCCACGGCCAAUGGAUAUCCGCCGCCAUUCUUACAACACAACGAUACCAAAUGCAAGGAUAAUGUCAAAGACGCUCUUGCACCUGAAUUGAUGACUCUGUUUGAACUGCAGAAGUUCUCAAACCGUCUUCAUACAGCUAUGGCGGCGCAGAUUUCGUCAAAUAAUGGAGUAUCUGAUUCUGUUGUACGGACAUGGGAAGAUGAGCUUGAGCUCUUAAAACCAAUUGUUACUCAUGCCGAAACAGACUGCUCCCGAUUUAUCAUUCUCAUAGCUCAACUCGAAGUCCAGGCCUAUUACUUUGUCUCACCACCUGACCAACGACCUAACUUCAUUCACAAUGUCCUCCGUCUAUACAACACCUCACAGAACCUCAUCAACAUCGCCCAUACACUCGAAUCGACUUCUCAGCUCCUCACACACAACACGCAAUGGAUCUACCGCGCCCUCGUCGACGCCGGUUGCAUCCUCCUCUCCAUGCUGCACUCCAAUGCUUCCCCACAACACAUCUCAGAACCAGACGCCGAUGCCAUCGCGGAACAGGUUCUAUCUAUUCUACGGACUUGCUCAGUGCGCGAAAACGACCUCCCAAAGCGCGCAUCCAUCAUCCUUGAGACGUUUUGGUCAGUAAGAAGUGUGCUGCCAAAGUGGGAUAUCCCCGUUGGCGCAUACCCCGAUCGCUUAGGAGCCGCUACAUCGUACUGGUGUCUCACACGCUUCAAGCAUGCGUUGCAAGAGGCCAAGAAGAGUACUGACAGUGCACAAAGGGGUCUUGAUGUCUUUAUAUCAAGAACUCCGCUGGAAAACACUAAUAAUCAAAAUAGUGUCAGCAUUAAUGCAAAUGCAACUAACGUACAGGACGAGACCGUCGACAACGCCGUUGAUCCUUUCCAGGGAAUUGACUGGUCCAUGAUUCUUGAUGAUUUUGGAUGGAUUGGUGAAGGCCCUGUCUUUCUCGGACCAGCGUAA